Molecule: messenger RNA, 1327 nt
Organism: Asparagus officinalis (garden asparagus)
Lineage: Eukaryota; Viridiplantae; Streptophyta; Magnoliopsida; Asparagales; Asparagaceae
Product: internal alternative NAD(P)H-ubiquinone oxidoreductase A1, mitochondrial-like
Exons: 8
Coding region: 16-1089 (357 amino acids)
Molecular function (GO): NADH dehydrogenase activity
Source: RefSeq, a predicted model, not a curated record
CAGAGAGAUACACUCAUGUGGCCAUUUCCUGUGAAUUGUGAAACUGUUACUGAUGGAGGCAACUCAGACAGCUUGGAGCCAUGGAAGUUCAAUGUGGCUUAUGACAAGCUGAUCAUUGCGUCGGGGGCCGAGGCCUCAACCUUUGGGAUUAAAGGUGUGAAGGAGCAUGCAACCUUUCUACGUGAAGUUCACCAUGCCCAAGAGAUUCGCCGGAGGUUGCUCCUCAAUUUGAUGCUCUCUGAUGUGCCUGGUAUAUCUGUAGAGGAAAAAAGUAGAUUACUGCAUUGUGUUGUUAUUGGAGGUGGUCCAACUGGCGUUGAAUUCAGUGGUGAACUCAGUGAUUUCAUUAUAAAUGAUGUUCAUGAAAGAUAUUCCCAUGUUAAAGAUCACAUCCGUGUGACCCUAAUUGAGGCAAAUGAAAUAUUGUCAUCCUUUGAUGUUCGCCUCAGGCAGUAUGCUACGAACCAUUUAAUUAAGUCAGGAGUUCGCCUUGUCCAUGGAGUUGUCAAGGAUGUCGAACCUCAUAAGAUAGUUCUUAAUGAUGGCACAGAAGUUCCAUAUGGUCUCCUUGUAUGGUCUACUGGUGUUGGUCCCUCGCCCUUCAUUCGCUCUCUGGAGUUUCCAAAAGCCCCUGGUGGAAGGAUUGGUGUGGAUGACUGGCUACGCGUGCCUUCUGUGAAGGAUGUUUUUUCGAUUGGUGAUUGUAGUGGAUAUCUUGAGAGCACAGGCAAACCUCCAUUACCCGCUUUGGCCCAGGUCGCAGAGAGGCAAGGGAAAUACUUGGCUGCAUUGUUGAACCGGAUUGGUAAAGAAGGUGGGGGGUAUGCUAACCAAGCAGCAGACAUGAAAUUGGGGGAGCCGUUUGUAUAUAAGCAUUUGGGUAGCAUGGCAACAGUGGGAAGGUACAAGGCUCUUGUUGAUCUUAGGCAGAGCAAGGAAGCAAAAGGGCUAUCACUUGCAGGCUUCGUCAGCUGGUUUAUUUGGCGAUCAGCGUAUCUAACCCGUGUGAUCAGUUGGAGAAACCGAUUCUACGUUGCAGUCAACUGGCUCACUACUUUGCUAUUUGGCCGCGAUAUCACUCGCAUAUAAAACACGGGGAAGUUUUCAUAAAUUGCAAGCGCUACAGUACAUUUCAUUCUUCUCCUGUACGGUUCAUAAGUUUCGAUUCCUGGGAGAGCAGAGAUAAUUUCAUAUUAGCUUAAUAUUUUUUGUAUAAAGGCACACGAUUAUUAUGAUAUAUGUAAAAGUGUGAAAAUCUCAUAAAUGUUGCUUCAGUUCUCGUCGAUCACGGAAAUUUUGGUUGCUAUGUUCUCGCAGAACUUGACUA